CUUUUCACUGCCACCCAGCAGCCUCUGGGGACAGAGAGUGGGGCCGAGAGGUUGCUGGCAAAUCACUGUCUUGCUGAAAAGUGCAUUUCCAGAGCAGGAUUUAUAAUGUUAGCUUGGCAUUACUGCCAGGCUUUGGCCAGAGAUCAAGAUAGUGUAGCCAAACUUGAGUGAAGCAAUGGUCUAGGGUGCAUCCCCCUUCCCCCUCAUCCCCAAAUGUGUGUGGGGUGCAGGGCCCUCAGAGGUUUGGCAGGCUCUGGGGAGGUGCAGCCCAUCCUGCACCACUUUCCCCACACCCAGGCACCAGUUAGCCGCAGCUCUGAGCUUAGCUGGGAACAGCGAGUAAAUCCCGAGGCAGCUUAUGUGUUUCCCAGGCACGUCUGGGCUCAGUGCACUCCAAACCUCAAGUACAGCUGGGAAUGGGGCCAGCCCCAAGGGACUCACGUAGCCACUGUCCCUUGUUGCUCCCAUGCCACUCGCUGGAGCUGGGGACAGCAAUUCAGGCAGCACUGGACCAUGACAGGGCCUUUGCCCCAUCCUGCUGAGCUGGAAUUUGUCCUGCUGAGCAACAGUUCAGCAUUCAAAGCCAUGCUCAUUCCCAAAAUGCCCUUUCUGCUGCUUUCAGGGCUGUGGGGGGGCCAAACUCCGUCUGUCCUGCCGUGCUUGGCCCAUCAUCCCAGCCAUGUGCCUCUGGCUCAUCCCUGGAGCACCACAGGAGCUGGGGCAGGGGGCUCUCAGGCCCCCGCCUGCCUGCUCAGCACCGUCCUGGAGCCCAGCCUGGGGAGCCCCUGGCACCUGCGGAGCCCCAGGCAGGAUGUGGCCCCUUCUCAGCCCUGGGCUCCUGUCCGGCCCCGCUGCAAGCCCGCAGCUGAACUGUGCCGGGUCCGCGCCUCGCUGGGGCAGCAGCAGCGGCGGGAGCCCCUGUCCUGAGCAGCCUCCCCGCCUCCUCAAGGCGUUCCCCGCCCUGGCCCCCCGUCCCUCCCCGUGCCCGGAAGCCCUGGGAAAAGUUCCGCCGUGGAAGCAAAGUCCAGGCGGCCGGACAGAGCGGCCAUGGCCGGGCGCUACGGGCUCCGGGGAGCGCUCGGUCGGCGCUGCCCGUCCCGCUGGCCGCAGGGCUCGCGUCUGUCCCUGCGGCCGCCAGCAGCGCGUCUGGCCCAUGCCGGGGCUGCGGCCCAGCUGCAGCCGGAGUACGACGCAGUGGUGAUCGGGGCAGGACACAACGGGCUGGUGGCAGCUGCCUACCUGCAGCGGGCAGGGCUGCGCACGGCUGUGCUGGAGAGGCGCCACGUGCUGGGCGGCGCCGCCAUCACCGAGGAGAUCGUGCCAGGGUUCAAGUUCUCCCGGGCAUCGUAUCUGCUCAGCCUGCUGCGACCACAAAUCUAUGCUGAUCUGGAGCUGCAGCGGCACGGUCUGAGGGUGCUCCCACGGGACCCCUACUCCUUCACGCCACUGCUGGAGGACAGGAGCCCUCCUCGCUCCCUUCUGCUGGGACAUGACAUGGCCCAGACUCAGCAGCAGAUUGCUCAGUUCUCCCAGAAGGAUGCCCAGGCCUAUCCUGAGUAUGAGGCGUUCAUGGGGCGCAUGGUGUUGGCCCUUGACCCACUGCUGGAUGCCCCUCCAGUGGAUACAGCUGCCCUGGGAAAGGGUUCCCUGCUCCAGCAGCUCAGGAACCUGCAAACCCUGAAGCCUUUGCUGCAGGCAGGGCUGGCACUGGGGCGGCAGCUGCCCCACUAUUACGAGGUGCUCACAGCUCCCAUCUCCAAGAUCCUGGAUCACUGGUUUGAGUCAGAACCCCUGAAGGCAACUCUGGCUACUGAUGCUGUGAUUGGAGCCAUGGCCAGCCCACACACCCCUGGCAGUGGGUAUGUGCUGUUGCACCAUGUCAUGGGUGAGCUGGAGGGACGGCGUGGGGCCUGGGGCUACGUGGCAGGCGGGAUGGGAGCCCUGUCCCACGCCAUCGCCCAGGCAGCCACUGCCCGGGGAGCCCACAUCUUUGCUGACAAGGCAGUGUGCCACGUGCUGCUGGGCAGGGCCGGGGAGGCGCGGGGUGUCGUGCUGCAGGAUGGGACAGAGGUGAGGAGCAAACUGGUGCUGUCCAAUGCCUCCCCCCAAAUCACCUUUCUGGAACUCAUUCCUCAGGAGCAGCUGCCCAAGGACUUUGUCCAGCGGAUCCGGCAGCUUGACACACGCUCCCCUGUCACCAAGAUCAAUGUGGCGGUGGAUCAGCUGCCCAGCUUCCUGGCUGCCCCCAAUGCCCACGAUGGCCAGCCCCUGCCCCACCACCAGUGCUCCAUACACCUCAACUGCGAGGGCACCCAGCUCCUGCACCAGGCAUUCACUGAGGCUGCCCAGGGGCACCCCUCCAGCAGGCCUAUGAUUGAGCUCUGCAUUCCCUCAGUGCUGGACCCGGGGCUGGCCCCUCCAGGCUGCCACGUCGUGUCCCUGUUCACACAGUACACCCCGUCUGUGCUGGCAGGCGGGCGGUGCUGGGACGAGCAGGCCAGAAACGCGUACGCAGACACAGUGUUUGACUGCAUCGAAGACUAUGCUCCGGGGUUCAAGGCAUCUGUCAUUGGCAGGGACAUCCUGACGCCACCAGACCUGGAGAGGAUCUUUGGGCUGCCUGGUGGAAACAUCUUCCAUGGAGGGAUGUCUCUGGACCAGCUGUACUUCGCCCGGCCAGUACCAUCCUACUCUGGCUACCGGUCCCCAAUUCCUGGCCUGUACCUGUGUGGAAGUGGAGCCCACCCUGGAGGAGGAGUGAUGGGAGCAGCAGGACACAAUGCUGCCCAGGUGGCUAUCAAGGAUUUCAGGCACCUCUGAUGAGAUUGGUGAAACUGACUUCACCAACACAGGGUUGUGACAUCAGCAUGCCCUGCUGGUGCCAUGCAGAGCCCUGCCUAUCCCCGACUUGCUUCCCCAGCACCUCAGGGCAGCAGCAUCUCCUGAGAGCCAGGUGUAGGCUGGCAGGGUCCCCUGUGCUCCCAGCUGCUACUGUCACCUUGAGCAGAUGGCUGCUUCAGCCUGCCACAACCCAGCCUUGCCCCAGUGGGUCCUGGGCCCUGCAUGAACAUGGCAAGCCUCACUCAGCCCCUGCCUGUGCCCAUGGAAAUAAACCCUGGCCCGGGCUCUGUCAUGA
Molecule: messenger RNA, 3136 nt
Organism: Zonotrichia leucophrys gambelii
Lineage: Eukaryota; Metazoa; Chordata; Aves; Passeriformes; Passerellidae
Gene: PYROXD2
Product: pyridine nucleotide-disulphide oxidoreductase domain 2
Exons: 16
Coding region: 1048-2820 (590 amino acids)
Molecular function (GO): oxidoreductase activity
Source: RefSeq, a predicted model, not a curated record